AUGGAAGGAAUUCCUAGAUGGUUACUGUAUUCUCUGAUAUCGUCGGUGCUUUGUAUACUAGGGGCACUGUGUGUGCCGUUGAUAUCGGUUGCGUUUGAUAACAAGCGGAACAGCCAGUCGAAGCUGGUCAAUUACGGUCUCUCUCUAAGUGCUGGGUCCAUGAUAACCACGUCGCUGUACAUGCUGCUGCCUCGGAUUGACAAAUCAAACCGGUUCAAGGUGUUUCCUGGGUUGCUCAUUGGUAUUUGCCUCAGUUUUUUCCUGAACUACCUGGUUCAUGCCUUUGCUAGCGAAUCCUUGGUGCACUGUGCCGAUAAGUCUGACAAUGGUACACAUUCGCAUGUACACUCGCUGUCACAAUCACAAUCACAAUCACAUUCACAUUCGCAUUCGCGUUCGCAUCUCGAUAACGAUCAAGAUAUAGAAAAUUCUCCCUCUGGACAUGGCCAACUGACCUCAUCUUCUAGCGUGUCUGAAAAUGACGCAUUGCUCUCAAAGGACAACCAGAGGCCCAAAAUGAAAAGAAAGCUAUCUUUGAUUGAUUUGCUAACACGAAGAAAAUCAGAAGGUGAGUGUCGCGACUUGAACGAGUGCACACCAGUGCUGCAAUCUGAAGAGCCAGAGUAUAUUGCUUGCGUUCCGCCAGUUAUAAAGUCGUCUCAAGAUGAAGGAGAUGUUUCUCAUGGUUCCAGCGAGUCUGACGAUAACCUACAGGGGGAUGCUAAGGACCAUCGCGGUCUUGUUUGUAUGGAGAAUAAUGUUGGUUAUGAUUUGGAAAAUUUAUCACUGUAUCGUAAAAAUUUCCUUUCGAGCCGUCAUAAUCAUACCUCUGGAACCUCUGAGAACUACGGCUCCAAUCAGUCAUCGCACUCUCUGUCGUCAUCUUUGGGUAGCAACAUAGCUGAGGAACCAGCCCCAUUGGUGGAAACACAAUCUCAUCAUGAAAACGCCUCUUUGUACCAUCACCAUCAUCAUUUAGAAACGCCCUUCUCGAAACUAUUGUCCAUUGGUAUGCAGACCUGUCUAGUCUUGGCACUGCAUAAAUUUCCUGAAGGUUUCAUUAUUUUCUACACCAAUAGAUCAGAUUCCUCAAAAUCCUUGGGGUUUUCUAUCUUUUUAAGUUUGACGAUUCAUAAUUUCGUUGAGGGGUUCGCAAUGACUUUGCCAUUUUACACUGCAUUCAAGUCUAAAUGGGUUGCCAUUUUAAUUACUGCCGUCCUCGGUGGUGGUUCUCAGCCAUUGGGGGCAUUAAUAGGUUAUUUUAUUUUCAGGGGUAGCACUCCAAAGGACCACGAACCAAAUAUGGAUCUCUUAUUGAGCAUCACCGCAGGAUUCUUGUUGGUAAUUGGUUUGCAAAUGUUCCAAACCGGUAUUGGCUUUAGCGAUGGGCAUCAUCAUCAUUCAGAUGAAGGAGAUGAAGAAAUGAAACAGUCUCACUGUUCUGGUACGACUUGCCUAAAAUGGUGUUGCACUGGUGUUUUGCUUAUCCUAGCAAGUGCCUUAUUCACUUGA
Molecule: messenger RNA, 1512 nt
Organism: Saccharomyces eubayanus
Lineage: Eukaryota; Fungi; Ascomycota; Saccharomycetes; Saccharomycetales; Saccharomycetaceae
Gene: ZRT3
Product: Zn(2+) transporter ZRT3
Exons: 1
Coding region: 1-1512 (503 amino acids)
Biological process (GO): zinc ion transmembrane transport
Cellular component (GO): membrane
Molecular function (GO): zinc ion transmembrane transporter activity
Source: RefSeq, a predicted model, not a curated record